This is a messenger RNA of Aspergillus puulaauensis, 579 nucleotides long. RefSeq lists its product as uncharacterized. The coding region runs from base 1 to 579 and encodes 192 amino acids. The record is from RefSeq and is a predicted model, not a curated record. The transcript is spliced from 2 exons. Lineage: Eukaryota; Fungi; Ascomycota; Eurotiomycetes; Eurotiales; Aspergillaceae.
AUGGCACCCACCAUCACCGACGCAAUCACCAAAGACCACCGCGAGCUCGAGGACUACUAUAACAAGAUCCUCACCGCGAGCACCGACAAGGAAAAGACCCAGUGGCAGAACCAGUUCACCUGGGAACUAGCCCGGCACUCUAUCGGCGAGGAACUCGUCGUGUAUCCUGUGUUCGAGAAGAGCCUCGCUGAUGGCAAGGCAAUGGCCGAUAAGGACCGGAGGGAACAUACCACGGUGAAAGAAGAGCUCAAGAAGUUCCAAAACAUGAAAGCAGCCGACCCAGAGUUCGAACCGACUAUCAAAGCUUUAAUGGCGGAUCUCUCCAGCCACAUCAAAGAAGAAGAGCUGCAGGAUCUGCCCAAGCUGGAGGACGUCAUUUCCAGAGAAGAAAGCGAGAAGCUGUCCACCUCGUUUGGCCGUACUAAGAUGUUUGUUCCUAGUCGCUCGCAUCCCAGUGCCCCUGAUAAGCCGCCUUAUGAGACGGCUGUUGGUUUGUUGGCGGCUCCGAUUGACCAUCUGGCGGAUUUGUUUCGAACUUGGCCGCAUAUUUCUGGGAUGCCGAAUCCAUCCAUUAAGUAG